UAAAAGCGUGUUCGACACAGCUGUGACGAUAAUCGGAGUAUAGUGCGCACUUGACAUUUCGGUUUGCCUUUAGGGAGGGAGCGCUUAGCUGAUCGAAGUCACUAAAUGUAGGGGUUGUGACCUCCUCGCCUUCGGUGAUGACGUGUGGUUGGUUUUCGUAGCGUUUACUGGAUACGUUGAACCGACAAAAUUGUAUAAUUCAUGACCUACGUUGAAGAAUUGAUCGUAGUGCGUACUCAAUGUCUCUCUCUCUCAUCCAGACGUUAAUGCGUGUGACAUAUGUCACGUUAUCGACGGGAAUGUGCUGUGUUUUUGUUAAUUUAGCUUAUUUCCUAACAUUUAUUUAGCUUUUAUACAUUUACUUACUGUUGAAUUAUGAAAAAAAAACCUUACAAAUAAAUCGAUAUUUUACUUAAUUUUAAUACAGUAAUAUUGUUUCUCGUGGAUCUUCGACGCCCGUCACAGUCUCUUUACGUAGUCAAGAAGAAUACAUUCGAUAUAGUCAAGAGCAAAUUAGAUCUAUACCGUCAAGAACUGUUCCAUCUGUUACAAAUGGUGGUCCUCAUGACAUGAACAAACAAGCUGUGUUAUCGCAACCGUCGUCUGUGUCCAAUAUAUAUGCUUCAGUCUCGGGACCACAGCACACCCAAGCUGGGAUGCCUGGUUCAAAUCAUGGGCCUAAUACAUUAGUUCAACAGACACAAACACAGUUACAGUCUCAAGGUCAAACACAAUCUAAUAUGCAGACUUAUUUUCAUACACGUCAGAAUACUUCUAACGCACUACCAUACAACACACGAACUAGUGGUAUGACAGUUAUAUCAUCAUCAGGAAUAUCAUCAAAUGCUCAUCAGUAUACAGGACAAAUGUCUAACAAUAGUAUGUAUGCAGCUCAGGCUACCUAUGGAACACACAUUAAUUCACAGCCAAUGAUUAUACCUUCUGCUGUGCCAAUGACAAUCCAAUAUUCACAGAAUCAAUUCCAGACUGCCCAAUAUCCUAUUUCAUCGUCGCAGCAUGUGAUAUAUCGACCAAACAAUGCACAUACAUACUAUAAUACUUCUGGUACAAUGUAUUUUUCUCCUAUUCAAAUACCUGGUGGAAGAUCAGCAAAUUCCACUAGUUCAAAUACUACAUCUUCAGUUCCUCCCAAAAGGAAAAAAAAGAUAAUAUGCAUACAAGAUCCAUCUGGCAAAGUUAUUACUGAUGAAAUAAUUAAUAUGAAUGCAAAUAAUGCUAAUACAAAUGUUGGAACAAGCUCACAAAACGAUUCAACCCAACAAACUUCCAGUAUAGCUGCUCAGUUUGCCGAACAAGUUGCAGCACUAGCUUCAAGGACCUCACCUACAUUAUCUUCCGCUUCAACAGAUACAACUGAAGGAAAGCUUAAUCAAACAGAGGAUUCUCAAGCAUUUUAUGAAGAUAGUCCACAACGUUACAAUUUAGCAGAGAGUCUAAAAUUUCCUCCGCCAUUAAUAUCUGCAGAACAGCUUGAUAGUUGCAUAGAAAUUUCUCCGUCUCUACCGGAAGAAUUAAGUAAUGUCGCAAGUGAAAAAUGCAAUAACGUUGUUGAUAAUUGUAUACAUGAACAUCAUAGUAGUGAGGAAAAUAUUAAUUUAUCAAAAACAAAUAAUAUAUCUGUUACCCAUGAACAUUUAGAAAUUAAUUCAAAUAAAAAGAAUAAUUUUAUAAAAGAAAGCAAUAUAGAGGAUAUUAAAGUAGAUGAUUCUUUAAAAGAAAAUUUAGAUAAAAAUAGGGAGCAAGAACAAAUUCAAAUUGACGAGAAUUGUUUUCCAAAAGAAACAAAAACCGAAAACAUUCCUAGUGUCUCUGAAUUCACUCCCGAAGACGUCGAGUUAUCAGAAGAUAAAAGUGAAAAUGUUGAAUCUGUGACAGAAAAUGAAGAUACUUCUAAAGAAUUAGAGGAUUCAAAUAAAAACUUACCAGAUGAAAAGUUGACUGAUUCAUCUAAUUUGACUGAUACUGUUGUUAUUGCUACUAAAACUGUUACUCCUACAACUAUUACUGCUACUGUGAAAAGUGAGACAGUUAAAGAUACAGGAUCUGAAAAAAGCAAUCGUACACACAGUGCAGAUGCAUCAUUAAAUAAUGAAAGCAAACCAGAAGGGAAAGAAGGUAAAAAAAGUAAAGCCAAAAAAUGGAAAGAUCUGAACAGAAAAGGAGAAACAAAAGAGGGUGGUGAUAUGGAUGCAUUUUUAGAUAAAACAGAUGUAAAUACUCAGGAUAUGUCUAUUCCAUCGCUAUCACCUACUCCAGAUUCAAAUGUGGUCGAGGUCAUUCCUCAGAUAAACACUUGCGAAUCGGAUACUGAUUUAUUGGAAGAGAAGAGGAAAGUGGCCGAGAAAAAUGAGGAAAACAUAAGAGUUAGUAUGGAAGUCCAGAAUAGGAUAAAAAAUAAUGAAAAUUCCGUGACUGAAAACUCCAUAAAAGAGCCAGAAUUAAAGUAUAAUUAUUCAGAAGAUCAAUGGAGUCCUAUUAACCCCGAAGGUAAAAAGAUAUACGAUAGGGCUUUCCUAUUAAAAUUGCAAGGAGAACCGCUCUGUUUGCAGAAACCGCGAAAUCUUCCAUCGGUGGAAAUAGUUAAAGAAAAGGCGCAUCUCCAGAAAUUACCGGACGAUAAUCGACCUGCAUCCGCUCCUGUGCCGCCACAAAAUUAUUCGGAUCCCUUCAUGCCGAAUUUCGCUAGCAGGCAGUCGCGCCCGCCUUCUGGAGGAAUUGGAAGAAGACAGAGUCAACAAGGUCGUGAUAAACCUAAAAAGAUAAUUACCAUUUCAAGUUCUUUCAAUCAAGAUGUCAAAUUACACGAAUGUGGAAAUGCCUGGAAGCCACAUGUUAAAAAGGAGAUUGAUGAUGAGGAUGCUGACAGACAGAAAACUCAAGAAUUAGAGAAGAAACUAAGAGGAAUUUUAAAUAAGUUAACUCCACAAAAAUUCCAGACAUUAGUAGAACAAGUGAAGCAAUUACCAAUAGAUAAUGAAGAAAGACUGAAAUGUGUCAUUAAUCUUAUUUUUGAGAAGGCAAUUGAUGAGCCAAAUUUUAGUGUUCCUUAUGCAAAUAUGUGUAAACAUAUUGCAAUGUCGAAACUCAAUGUAAAUACUGGCAAUGAGAAAUCUACAAACUUCAGGAAAGCUUUGCUGACUAAAUGUCAGGCCGAAUUUGAGAAAGAUAAUAACGACGAAAUUAAUUACAAGAAUAGACUUCAGCUGAUUGAAAAUGCAGAAACUGAGGAAAAGAAGAAACAGCUUAGAGAAGAGCUGGAAGAGGAGGAAAGAAAAUCGAGGCAUCGAUCGCUGGGAAACAUAAAAUUUAUUGGAGAACUGUUUAAACUUCAUAUGCUGACUGCAUCAAUUAUGCAUGAAUGUCUGAAAAAAUUGCUACAUCGUGGCGAUGAAGAUUCGUUAGAAUGUUUGUGUCGACUUCUUACGACAAUUGGAAAGGAACUUGAAACCGAGAAGAAGACAUCCAAUACUAACAAACCAAGUUCAUUGAUAAACUCAUAUUUUGAAUCAAUGAAAGAGAUUGUAGUUAGAAGAACAACUAGUUCAAGAGUCAGAUUUAUGUUACAAGAUGUAAUUGAACUUAGAGAGAACAAUUGGGUUCCACGAAGAGACGAGAAUAAUCCAAAAACAAUUGAUCAAAUUCAUCUCGAAGCGCACAGGGAAGCACAAGAACAGCAACAGUUGCUGCAACAAACUGUCUUCCAAAAGAGAAGCUUUGAGGAUCGUAACAUGAAUAGAAAAGGUAGAGGAUCAGCAAAUUAUCAAGACGACGGAUGGAAUAUGCAGUCUAGUAAGACUAAAGGAACCAUAGAUCCCAGCAAAUUAAAAGUUCCAAAGUCGGUUGGUGAGACAGACAUACAAUUGGGGCAUGGUUUUGCUAAGUGGGGUCAAGGUAGCAGCGGUGGUAAUGUUAAAAAUACCAGUCAGGAUUCCGAAAACAAGUCAACUGUGCUUAAAAAUAGGUUUUCGGCAUUAGCGACUGAACAGACUUAUCCUAACUACGAGCCAAGAAGAGGAUCUCAAAGGUCUGCUGCUUCCAGUCGAGAAUCCAGUCGUAGCGGAAGCAAUAAUCCUCCGCCUCCUCUCAGGAAAUCGUCGUCUCAGACGUCAACUAAAGAAAGAAAACAGGCAAUCGAGGCCGUAAAAGACUUCACGAACUCGGAUGGCCAUAAACAAGUUUCUGUGUCACAAACAAACGAGACAUUGACCAAAGAAACAACUCCACAUCUAAUUCUGAAAGGUGGUAAUCUCUCUAAUGAAGAAAUGGAGAAAAAGACUAAACCCCUUAUUGAUGAAUUUUUGCAUAAUUCUGAUUUUAAGGAAGCAAUUCUCUGCGUAGUGGAAACGGUCAAUCCGACGACUGCCCCGGUGUUUAUUUCCUCUGCCAUUUUCCAAGUUUUGGAGCGUUCUAGUCAAAGUCGGCAUUUAAUAGGAGAAUUGAUGCAUCAUCUUGUAAAAAAGAAAAUAAUUACAUUGGAUUUAUAUGUUAAAGGACUGAAGUCUGUUUUGGAAAUGGCUGACGAUUGUGCCAUCGAUGUUCCAAAAAUAUGGCAGUAUUUGGGCGAACUCAUCGAACCAAUGAUCCAGGAUAAUUCAAUUUCAUUAGCAUUCCUCAAAGAUGCUGCAGAACCUUGCAAAGCUAAUGGAACAGCUGGAAAAUUGAUGUCUGAAUUAUUACACAUAGUACUAAAAAAUCAGGGAUCCAAGAGAGUUGCUCAGCUUUGGAAAUCAUCAGGAUUAAGCUGGUCAGAUUUCCUGAAUGAAAAUAUUACAGAUUUCAUAAGACAGAAUAAACUUGAAUGUACCAUAAGUAAGGAUGAUAAUCAACAGCAACCAUUAGAAAAACUGUCGUUCGAUAAAAUAAAAGAAAAAUUGGAUACUUAUUUAAGGAAGGAUGCAGACAACGAGAUAAUAUUUGAUUGGAUCGAUGCCAAUAUUGAAGAGAAGGAUCGGGAUACGGAAUUUGUUCGUGCCUUAGCAACAUCAUUAGUGGAAAAUUCCAUCGAAGGUGAGGUUUCAGUAAGUAGGUUUGAUAAGAAGAAACUGUUGCCUAGGCUACCAUUGUUGCAGAAAUAUUUGGCCCAAAAGAUUUUUCUAGAAUUACAAGUGUUGUACGCCUUACAAGCAAUUGUAAAUCGUUUAGAACAUCCAAAAGGUUUAUUGAUCAAUAUCUUCCAAUUUUUGGAUGACCAAGACAUAAUAUCUGAUGAGGCCUUCAUACAGUGGGAACAGAGCACGGAUCCUGCCGAACAGGAAGGAAAGGGAGUGGCGUUAAAGUCUGUGACGUCGUUCAUGCUUUGGAUACGAGAACAAGAGGACGACUCUAUAGAAGAAAAUUGAUCUUUAUUGUAAAAUUAAAUUUUUUCUUUCAUACUUCACGAACUAAUGGGUUGACCACUUUUUCCAAAACAAAAGUUUGAAUACUACAUCGGGUGAUUCCAGGUUUUAACGAGACAAUGUUGCAAGUGGAUCAACAGUUAGAUUUAUUUUGGAAGAAUUCACUGAUUUGUUGUGGUGUUUAGUGAAUUUGGAUCAAUCUGUUGAUAUCCUGUAAAGCCUUGGCACAUGUACAUUUAGGUUUAAAAAAAAAAUUGGAUCUAAAGAGGGAAAAAGUUGCAGUGCAAAAUUGAGUAAGGCACAAUUUUAUAAGCAAUGUUGCAAGGAAAGAUUCUGGAAGGUUAUCAAAGAGAUCGCUGAUUGCGGUAUUUAAUAAUAAUGAAUUAUUCUGUUGAUAUCCUGUGAUAUCUCAGCUCAUGUACAUUAGAAAAUAUUAAUGAUUCUAAAAAAAACAAGAAAAAAAAGGAAUUAAAUAUAAUAAUUGCAUAAAGUCAACUAAAAUCUACCAAAGUUUUUUGAGAAUAAUUUGUGAAAUGUAUUUAUAUAUAUAUAUAUUCCUUUUCCUCUCUUAUGUUUCAUCUUUAAAGGAAGAAAAAAAUAUUGAUUUACAGGUUCUAUGGGCAAUACUAACUAAAGGGAUUAUUUUUAUUUUAUGUACAUUUGACAGCUAGUUUAGCUAUUUAAAGACGACCGUGUAAAUUAUUUUUUUGUUUCUUCUCCCUCCUAAAGUUAUAUGUAUGUGCAUAUUCACGAUCCCGCAUGAGCUACAACUCCGCAUCACAUAGUUAAAAGAAGUAAUAACGAUAAUAUAACCAGACAUUGCUGAUAUUCUGCAUAUUGUUUAUUUGGAAGAGAGGGUCUCUUUCUAUUUUUUAAUAUUUCAUAUUUUUCUCUUUGAAUUAGCUUAUAUAUGUGGAAGAGAUGCAGAGACUCGUCUCUCAUUGUUUCUAGUUUAUGUUGAUUUACGGUUGCCCGACCCAUGUUGUACAUAUGAAAAAAAAAGAGAAAAAAAAUGGCUCUACUCUUAAAAAAUUAUUAUUAAAAUAUAUUAACAA
Messenger RNA from Centruroides sculpturatus (bark scorpion), 6412 nucleotides. Its product is annotated as eukaryotic translation initiation factor 4 gamma 3-like. NCBI's taxonomy places the organism in Eukaryota, Metazoa, Arthropoda, Arachnida, Scorpiones, Buthidae. Bases 570 to 5360 code for a protein of 1596 amino acids. The transcript is spliced from 31 exons. Gene Ontology annotation, molecular function: protein binding; mRNA binding; translation initiation factor activity. Gene Ontology annotation, cellular component: eukaryotic translation initiation factor 4F complex. The record is from RefSeq and is a predicted model, not a curated record.